Fomitopsis serialis is the source of this 1372-nucleotide messenger RNA. Its product is annotated as NAD-P-binding protein. The record is from RefSeq and is a predicted model, not a curated record. Gene Ontology annotation, molecular function: oxidoreductase activity. Bases 277 to 1317 code for a protein of 346 amino acids. Lineage: Eukaryota; Fungi; Basidiomycota; Agaricomycetes; Polyporales; Fomitopsidaceae. The transcript has 8 exons.
CGACGCCACGACGCGCUCUGGGGCGUGUUCUGUCGCGUUCUCGAGGGCGUGAGGUCGCUGCUAUGGACGGGGAGCGAGGCGGACAGAAGGCUGGGCUGGUGAUUGGUAAGAGGAAGAACAUGUCGUCACCUACGGAGGAUCGCUCGCACAGUUGACCGACUCCGGCUUUUGACAAAGCACCUCGCUUCGUCGAAUUGAAGCCUUUUAAAGCCUGCGCCGUCCUCUCUUGCCUACAACGAUUUCCCCAUCUCUACUGCAUUCUAGGACUAGCACACGAUGUCCAUCCCGACCACCACCCGCGAGUAUCGUCUCCCCAAGGCGGACGGCUUCCACAAUCUGACGCUCACCGAGGCUUCCAUCCGCCCGCCCAAGUCGACCGAAGUCCUCGUCAAGGUUCACGCCGUGUCCCUGCAGUACCGCGACCUCGUCGUCGCCAAGGGCCAGUACCCCCUUGGCCACAAGGACAAUGUCGUCCCCGGCUCCGACAUGGCCGGCGAGAUCCUCGCCGUCGGCGACGACGUCAAGAAUUGGGCCGUCGGCGACAAGAUCUGCGCCAACUUCUCCCGCGAUCACAUCUUUGGCGACGGCUCCCAGGAGACCAUCCUCAGCGGCUUCGGCGCGCCCAUCGACGGCGUCCUCACCGAGUACAAGAUCUUGCCCGUACACUGUCUAGUCAGGAUCCCAGACGGCUGGUCGUACAUCGACGCGUCGACGCUCCCGUGCGCUGCGGUGACUGCAUACAACGCGCUCCUGGGCUUGAACCCACUCAAGGCUGGCGACACCGUCCUCGUCCUCGGCACGGGCGGCGUGUCCAUCUUCGGGCUCCAGAUCGCCGUCGCGAGCGGCGCGACGGUCAUCGCGACAUCGUCGUCGGACAACAAGCUCGCGGUCGCGAAGAAGCUCGGCGCGCAGCACGUCGUCAACUAUAAGAAGACACCGGACUGGGAGAAGGAGGUUCUCCGGAUCACGGGUGGGCGCGGCGUGGACCACGUCAUCGAGGUCGGCGGCCUGGGCACGAUCAACAAGUCGCUCGCGAGCACGCGGUAUGCGGGCACGGUCAACGUGAUCGGGUUCGUCGCAGGGGCCGGCGACAUCUCGAGCCUGCCCGGCAUCAUCCUGGCCAGGGGCGCGCUCGUUCGCGGCAUCCUGAUCGGCUCGCGCACGCAGUUCGAGGCGCUCGUGCGGCUGAUCGACACGACGGGGCUGAAGCCCGUCGUGGACAAGGUAUUUUCGUUCGAGGAGACGCGUGCGGCGUACGAGUAUCUGGAGAGCCAGCAACACGUCGGGAAGGUGUGCGUGCAGGUUGCGAGGGACUGAGCGGUGGCUGGGCGGGGUGGGGUUUGCGGAGAGAAGGGGUUUGUGGAGAGAAGGU